Molecule: messenger RNA, 1026 nt
Organism: Cygnus atratus (black swan)
Lineage: Eukaryota; Metazoa; Chordata; Aves; Anseriformes; Anatidae
Product: brain-specific homeobox/POU domain protein 3
Exons: 2
Coding region: 1-1026 (341 amino acids)
Biological process (GO): regulation of transcription by RNA polymerase II
Molecular function (GO): DNA-binding transcription factor activity, RNA polymerase II-specific; RNA polymerase II cis-regulatory region sequence-specific DNA binding
Source: RefSeq, a predicted model, not a curated record
AUGAUGUCCAUGAACAGCAAGCAGGCGUUCAGCAUGCACCCCAUCCUGCACGAGCCCAAGUACCCCCACCUGCACACCAGCUCCGAGGCCAUCCGCAGAGCCUGCCUGCCCGCCCCCCAGAUCCAGGGCAACAUCUUUGCGGGCUUCGACGAGACCUUGCUGCGGGGUGCCGAGGCUCUGGCCGCUGUGGAUAUAGUAUCGCAGAAAACCCACCCGUUCAAGCCGGAUGCCACCUACCACACCAUGAGCAGCGUGUCCUGCACUCCUACCUCGUCCUCCGUGCACCUGCACCACCCGUCCGUGCUGACCACGCACCAUCCCCACCACCACCACCACCAGCCCACCCAGGGCCUGGAGGGCGAGCUCCUGGACCACCUCAACUCUGCCCUCCCGCUCGGAGGGGUGCCGGGUCCAGACGUGGGCUCCACACCUUCGCACCCUCACUCCCACAUGUCGGCCAUCAACCACAUGGCCCACCACUCCCAACCUAUGAACAUGUCCCACCCCCACGGCCUCGCUUCCCACGCUGUCAUCUCCGGCCCCGAGACGGAGACGGACCCACGGGAGCUGGAGUCCUUCGCCGAGCGCUUCAAGCAGCGGAGGAUCAAGCUGGGGGUGACCCAGGCGGACGUGGGCUCCGCGUUGGCCAACCUGAAGAUCCCGGGCGUGGGCUGCCUUAGCCAAAGCACGAUCUGCAGGUUCGAGUCCCUCACCUUGUCCCACAACAACAUGGUGGCCCUCAAGCCCAUCCUAGAAGCGUGGCUGGAGGAGGCCGAGAGGGCUCAGAGGGAGAAAAUGACCAAACCUGAGAUCUAUACAGGAGGGGACAAGAAACGCAAGCGCACUUCCAUCGCCGCCCCCGAAAAGCGGUCGCUGGAGGCUUACUUCGCCGUGCAGCCGCGGCCAUCCUCGGAGAAAAUCGCUGCCAUCGCCGAGAAGUUAGACUUGAAGAAGAACGUGGUGCGGGUCUGGUUUUGCAAUCAGAGACAGAAGCAGAAAAGGAUGAAAUUUUCUGCCACUUACUGA